This is a messenger RNA of Pseudophryne corroboree (corroboree frog), 2760 nucleotides long. RefSeq names its product protein-L-isoaspartate (D-aspartate) O-methyltransferase domain containing 2 (gene PCMTD2). Gene Ontology annotation, cellular component: cytoplasm. Gene Ontology annotation, molecular function: protein-L-isoaspartate (D-aspartate) O-methyltransferase activity. Gene Ontology annotation, biological process: protein modification process. The coding region runs from base 270 to 1358 and encodes 362 amino acids. The transcript is spliced from 6 exons. Lineage: Eukaryota; Metazoa; Chordata; Amphibia; Anura; Myobatrachidae. The record is from RefSeq and is a predicted model, not a curated record.
UUAGCAUGUCUGGUGACGUUACGCUCGGUCAGCUGGUUGUGUGUUUACAGCAGAAGAUAACGAGGCUGUGAACGCGCGUCACCGGGGAACCUGCUGCUGCUGCACCCGGCUCUCCCUGCGGCAGCACGUCCUGAUCAGCCGGAGAUCGGCUUCGGUGGGGACAGGACACCUAGAAGGACGGAGCCAGCCCCGUUACACGCAGCGGGCUGAGCUGUGCUGGUGUCGGGAAUUGCUCCUGUGCCAGGAGGCGGAGCUAGUUGCCAGGUGCAAUGGGAGGGGCUGUGAGUGCCGGCGAAGACAAUGAUGACUUGAUUGACAAUUUGAAGGAGGCUCAGUACAUCCGCUCUGUAGAGGUAGAACGGGCCUUUCGAGCCAUUGACCGGGCCGACUACUACCUUGAUGAAUUUAAAGACAAUGCGUAUAAAGACUUAGCAUGGAAACAUGGAAAUAUUCACCUUUCUGCCCCUUGCAUUUAUUCCGAGGUGAUGGAGGCUCUGGAAUUGCACCCAGGGCUUUCAUUCCUGAACUUAGGCAGUGGGACUGGUUAUCUCAGCACUAUGGUGGGACUAAUCUUGGGACCCUUUGGUGUCAACCAUGGAGUUGAGCUGCAUCCAGAUGUCAUUGAAUAUGCAAAGCAAAAGUUGGAGCUAUUUGUCCGCACCAGUGACAGCUUUGACAAGUUUGAUUUUUGUGAGCCAUCCUUUGUGGCUGGGAACUGCCUGGAAAUUGCUCUAGAGUCCUCUGCAUACGAUCGCGUGUACUGUGGAGCUGGUGUCCAAAAAGAACAUGAGGAGUAUAUGAAGAAUCUGCUGAAAGUGGGCGGGAUCCUUGUUAUGCCACUCGAAGAGAAGCUGACCAAGAUUACACGUACUGGCCCAUCAACAUGGGAAACCAAGAAGAUCCUGGCUGUGUCUUUUGCUCCUCUUAUGCAACCAAAUAAAGCGGAUGCAGGAAAGAGACAGGCUCUCCAUUUGCCCCCUCCAAAUGUGCGCUCCCUACAAGACUUGGCUCGCAUUGCCAUCAGGGGCCGUAUUAAGAAGACUAUUAAUCGGGAGACUAGCAGUAGAGGAAGUGGAGUGUUGAAAUACCCACCUCGUUACAAACGCAAGCGUCUGCGCAGGCGUCGGAUGGAAACAAUAGUCUUCCUGGACAAAGAGGUAUUCGCCAGCCGUAUCCCAAACCCCUUUGAUGACAACAAUAACUGUGAAGACGUAGAGGAAGAACAAAGGGAUGACGAUGAGAGAAUGGUUCCUGAGUCAAAACCAGAUCCUCCUGUUAACUUUCUGAGAGAGAAAAUAUUGUGCUUGCCUCUUCCAGACCCUCUGAAAUACUACUUGCUCUAUUACAGAGAGAAAUAAACGCCAUGCCUUAGUCAGAUGAGGACAAGCUUAUUGUAGGGCUCCACAGACUGCAAAGUAAGGUAACCAGCACUGUCUGGUUUCUUUCUGGUAGUGGUGAGCGUGAUUAUUUUGCCUUUGACCAUUAUUCCUUCUGCUUGGCAACCAUAUAUGUGUUGUUUUUUUUUUCUUUCUAUUGUCCAAGCAACCUGGUCAACGGUCUGAAAGGAAUCCAAAGUGUCCACUCAGUUUUAACCGCACUUCCUUAACACCUGCUUCCUGUUUAGAGGUUUGGCUAAACCUUUUACCGCAUUGGUGCUUAUUUCAACAGCUUUUAAAAAGCACAACGGUUUUCCUGCCAGAUUGUGGAAAGGCAUGUUGUGUGUCCACUUGACAUGACCUAGAGUAAUCUACAUCUUCUGUCCCAAAUGGUUUAUGGAGCUUCUCCACAACUUGGAAUUCAAAUCAGCAAAGAUUCUUUCCACAGCGAGGUGAAUUAAGGCAUUAAUAUGUAGUAGCUUACUGGACAGAAACGUCUCCCUAUGGUCUGGUUCUAUAUGAAUGGUAAAUCAUGGAAAGUUCUAAUACCACGUUGAACAUUGGUGGCUCCACAGAUGCUGUGGACCACUUUAUCUGAUUAUACUGAAGCCGUCUGCAAAAGCAUACACAUUCUCAGAUGAAGCAUUGAUGCCCCCAUACUUUUUAAUACUGCCUUGUGUUGUGUUUAUUUUUUUAUUUUUUUUUGUAUCCCCUAGUGAUGUUGGGCCAUGUAUAGGGUCGCCAUUGGUCAGUGGUUGGAGAGGACAUUGCUCUGACAUCCCUCAGUAUUCUCCUUAGUAUAUUGACGACCCCUCCCCUCUGUAGGCCAACAUUUUGAAAUAACAAUGUUUUUAAAAGAUCAUGAGAAAAUGUAAAUGAUCUGGUUUUGUUGGUUAUAAGUGCAAGUACCACCCAUUUGAUGUGUUUGUUAUCCUGACUCUCUUGAUUAAACCAGCCAUGCUUCAUGACGUCCCAUCAUUCAAACUGUGAUAACCAAAUGUGUUGUCAGAUGGUAGAGACAAAAUGUUCAUGUUACACAAUUUAUAUUGGCAUGUAUGAAGACAGAAUGCAAUUUGAAGAGAAUUAUAAAUAUUAUCAUUUAGUAGUGGACAGUACAGUGGUGCUUGCAGUACUGGGUGUAUCCACAAGAUGGUGCUAGAUGUGUAGUUAAAUUAAUCAUGCACAUAUUCUGUGUGUGACCCUAGAGUAUAAGCAGAAAUAUAUUGUAUAAGUAUAUUCAUUACUCUAAUUUCUAAAGUCUGUGUGGGGGGAUGAUCAAAUGCGGGGGCCUGACUGUUUGGGUAAACCUAGUUUGAAUCGCAGCAUAGAAUUAUAAUUAUUUUUGUUUUAUAUAAUAUGAAAAUAAACAAUUGUACACACUCAG